AUGCUUCACAGGGCAGCUGCAGAGAGUCUUAUCCAGUACAAUUACUACAUUGACAACAUGCCUACGAGUGACGUUCCUGGAUUAGACGAAGUUCAAUACAAACGCGUUUUGGACAAGGCUCUGAGCUGCCCAAGGACCCGCGGCUGCAAAACAGCAACAGUAGAUUGUCUGUUAAAGGAAGUCAACAGCUGCUUCGCCAGAGCAAUGAACAAAAUCGCCUUCGACAUAUUUCUGGACAGAAGCAAGGACAAACGGUUACGAACAGACCUCCAGUUACCACCUGUCCCUAAGCCACCACCACCAGCGUGCAAUAAGCCAAGUACGUGCCACCAGUUCGUCGAUGCGCUCCAAGAGGAACUCAGGGGACUCGUGAGGCGCCCCAGUAAUUGUCCAGCGCACUGUUUUGUCUUGGUGUUCGAUUUAUUGACACAGGCUACAUACGUUUUGCAAGAGGUGUGGACUUCCAAACUGCACCAAAUAAUAGAGUCAAACCUGCGUCAUGUUGGUAAAGGGUGGUUCAAUAUCUAUGAGUUCAACAAGGAAACAUACGAAUACGGGAAGAUCAAACGGAUGCUAAUCUUGACCCGACUUUUGAUGCGAGAUGCACUUCGGAUUACGAGAAUGGCUGAUAUUCCUCAACCUGAAACGAUAGUACUUCCACACCUUUUUAAAAGCCAGCAGAAACACAUUGCCGCUCCAUUUGCUUUGGAAGAAGUUUCAGUGCAGGGGAGCAAGCAGACUAUUUUGACGCUUAUAGAAUCGCAUACUCCUCAUUUGAAGCAGCUGGUAGACCAAUUUGAGCCUUUCGUUGACAUCCUGUCCCUCUCGUCAGAAGACGUUGUAGCCGAGACGGAGCAACGAGCUGCAGUAGGUAGCGUGGCUGAAGCAUUCAAGCAGGCCAUUCUGGGAUACCAUGAGGUACGUAUCAUGCGCGUCUAG
Messenger RNA from Eimeria tenella, 939 nucleotides. RefSeq lists its product as uncharacterized. Bases 1 to 939 code for a protein of 312 amino acids. The record is from RefSeq and is a predicted model, not a curated record. NCBI's taxonomy places the organism in Eukaryota, Apicomplexa, Conoidasida, Eucoccidiorida, Eimeriidae. The transcript is spliced from 5 exons.